Bombus huntii is the source of this 358-nucleotide messenger RNA. Its product is annotated as chymotrypsin inhibitor-like. The record is from RefSeq and is a predicted model, not a curated record. The coding region runs from base 25 to 261 and encodes 78 amino acids. The transcript has 3 exons. Lineage: Eukaryota; Metazoa; Arthropoda; Insecta; Hymenoptera; Apidae.
UACCGUCGAGGAAAGACAUAAAACAUGUCUCGUGUUAUUGUUCUUCUCUUAUUCAUUGUCGUUGUUUAUGUCAGCUCGAUCAACGCUGGCAUAAUCUGUCCACCUAAUCAAGUGUUCAAACUUUGUGGCACUGCGUGCGAGCCUCGAUGUGGAAUACCCCAACAACCAAACUGUAUCAGCAAAUGCGUGACGGAUUGUCAAUGCAUAGACGGAUACUUAAAGAAUUCGCUGAACGAAUGCGUCUUGCCGGACGAAUGUUGAGGUCGUAUAAUUUAUUGAUUUAUUAAAUUAUUGCCGGCCAACGAAAAAGAAGUUGUGUAACUUUCCACGAGAGAAAAUAAACGAUCGCCUUUCUCGA